AUGACGGAGCGGCCGCCGAGCGAGGCGGCACGCAGUGACCCGCAGCUAGAGGGACAGGACGCGGCGGAGGCCCGCAUGGCCCCCCCGCACCUAGUCCUGCUCAACGGCGUCGCCAAGGAGACGAGCCGCGCAGCCCCCGCGGAGCCCCCAGUCAUCGAACUAGGCGCGCGCAGCAGCGCGGGGGGCGGCCCCGCCAGUGGGGGCGGUGCCGUGAGGGACUUAAAGAGCCGCGACGCGGUUGCAGCCGAAGCUCGCCAUCGAGUGCCCACCACCGAGCUGUGCAGACCUCCGGGACCCGCCCCAGCGCCCGCGCCCGCCUCGGCCCCCGCAGAGCUGCCUGGAGACGGCCGCAUGGUGCAGCUGAGCCCGCCUGCGUUGGCAGCCCCCGCCGGCCCUGGCCGAGCGCUGCUGUACAGCCUCAGCCAGCCGCUGGCCUCGCUCGGCAGUGGGUUCUUCGGGGAGCCGGAUGCCUUCCCCAUGUUUACCAACAACAACCGGGUGAAGAGGAGGCCCUCCCCAUAUGAGAUGGAGAUUACGGAUGGUCCUCACACCAAAGUAGUGCGGCGCAUCUUCACCAACAGCCGGGAGCGAUGGCGGCAGCAGAAUGUGAAUGGGGCAUUUGCCGAGCUCCGAAAGCUGAUCCCCACCCACCCACCGGACAAGAAGCUAAGCAAGAAUGAGAUCCUUCGCCUCGCCAUGAAGUACAUAAAUUUCCUGGCCAAGUUGCUCAAUGACCAGGAGGAGGAAGGCACCCAGCGUGCCAAGCCUGGCAAGGACCCUGUGGUGGGAGCUGGUGGGGGUGGGGCAGGGGGUGGCAUGCCCCCUGAAGACCUUCUACAGGAUGUGCUUUCCCCCAACUCCAGCUGUGGUAGCUCUCUGGAUGGAGCAGCCAGCCCGGACAGUUAUACAGAAGAGCCAACACCCAAGCACACUGCCCGCAGCCUCCACCCUGCCCUGCUGCCUGCCACCGAUGGGGCUGGCCCCCGGUGAUGUGUCUGGGGCUGCCCAGGACCAGCAGGCAGGGGCCCUUAGGCCCCUGGGUUGCUGGGCCUCAGGGCAGUUGGGAUGAGAAACAGGGCAAUGUACUUGAUGAACUUCCCUUAUAGUCUGAACUUUGGGAAGUCCCAACUGAUCCUGGGCUUGUGUUUCUGUUUCCUGCCUGGAAAUAGACGAGGAAAACGGAGUGAAGUAGUAGGUACUUUAUCUGAAGAUGGCACAGUCUUCUCCCUUUUCCAGUCCCCAAGACUUCCCACUUAGAGGCUCAAGUGUCACUGUUUUUGGUCUAGAGUUUGUGAGCCUUGUUUUGGACAAGAUCCAGGGUUGUCACCCAUUACCUGAGGCAUCCAGCAGCCUCUGCCUUGCCUUUAGCCCAUCCCGAGCUGGCUGGGGUGGCUUUUGUGGCAGCUUCUGUUCAAAUAUAUAGGUACCCAAGAGCUGCCCAUUUCCUGAGCCCCAUCUUCACCCAGGUCCGUGUUGAUCCAUCCAGCUUGCCAGCUGCUCCGGAGAGUCAAGCCUCGAGGUGCCUUCUUCAGGGCCUGGGUGGAAAAGAUGGCCAGUGAACAGACAGCCUGCUCUCAACUAGCUGGGCCAGAAAACCCAACAGCCCUUCUUGCUCCGGAAAAUCGGAGCUCUGCUUUCUCCCCACUGAGACUUGCCUUCCUAUCCCGCAGCUGUGAGGACCGAGUCAGCAGCCUGGAGCAUGCUCUGUUGGGCUGUGUGCAGGCACAGAAAGGGAAAGUGACAUUAGAGUGAAGCAAAGCAAGAGUGUUUGGGGCAUUGGGUUUCACCUCCUGCACAUCACUGUUCAUGCAGGGGAGUAAAUGAUAGUGUGCUGAUGCAUUGCAUGUUGGUGCUGGGGUUAUGCAGCCCAUGGGCUUUUCCCUGGAAGCUUCCUGUUGCAAGAUGUCUGUUGGCUGACGGUCUGGACUUCCAAAUGGAGUACAAACUGUCCCAUAAAUACUCCAUUUGGGAUUCUGCCUAACAAGUUAUUGGUGGAAACUCUGGGCCAUGAUACAACCUGCUGCUAGGGCAAGGAAUCCAGUCAGAAGUGAGGCCCUGGCUUGAGACCUGAGCAUGCCAAUUUGCUCAGCCCAACUUUAGGAACGCUCCCAUCAUGCAACUGCAGGCCCCACGUGUGUGUGCAUGGUAGGUUGGUUUAAUGCAACGUGAGUGCCCCCUCUAAAAGCUGUACAUGAAAUUUCUGUAAAGCAAAUCCUUCUCCUUCAUCUUUUAAAGAAAUAGCCCCUGCAAGUCAUUUUGUAAAGUGGAGGAUCCUUUUGUAGUAUGGACAACUGCCCCAUUGUUUCUUUCCUGUGUCAACCCUGGUGGUGGGACCGAGUUUUCUUAAAGCUAGACCUGCCUAUAAUGAAGUUCAAGCCCAUGAACAAACUGCACUGAAGUCCUGGGUAUCUGCCAUUGUACCAGCGUCACCUAGAGCGCUCUCUCUCUCUCUCUCUCUCUCUCUCUCUCUCUCUCUCUCUCUCCCUCCCUCCC
This is a messenger RNA of Peromyscus eremicus (cactus mouse), 2493 nucleotides long. It is a transcript of the gene Tal1, whose product is annotated as TAL bHLH transcription factor 1, erythroid differentiation factor. The record is from RefSeq and is a predicted model, not a curated record. The transcript is spliced from 3 exons. Gene Ontology annotation, molecular function: protein dimerization activity; RNA polymerase II cis-regulatory region sequence-specific DNA binding; DNA-binding transcription factor activity, RNA polymerase II-specific. The coding region runs from base 1 to 990 and encodes 329 amino acids. Gene Ontology annotation, biological process: regulation of transcription by RNA polymerase II. Lineage: Eukaryota; Metazoa; Chordata; Mammalia; Rodentia; Cricetidae.